This is a messenger RNA of Chlorocebus sabaeus (green monkey), 4856 nucleotides long. RefSeq names its product capping protein regulator and myosin 1 linker 2 (gene CARMIL2). Gene Ontology annotation, molecular function: protein binding. Gene Ontology annotation, biological process: cell migration; regulation of Arp2/3 complex-mediated actin nucleation. Gene Ontology annotation, cellular component: plasma membrane; lamellipodium. The record is from RefSeq and is a predicted model, not a curated record. Lineage: Eukaryota; Metazoa; Chordata; Mammalia; Primates; Cercopithecidae.
CAGUCCCCCUUCUGCCAGGCGCCUCGUCCACCUGUCCACCUCCGCAGCCUGGGCUUUGGAGGGGACCAGCCUGGGUGGGCCGCGGGGAUCCCCGGGCAGGCAGCGUCCCCUGGUGUUCGCGGCAGGGACUGCGGGGCGGGGUGGAAGCAGGGGGCCAGGAACAGCUGGAGGCCCGCCACACGCGCCACCCUCCUGGCCACACCAUUCCCCACCGCGACGUCUACCCUGGCGGAGAAGCUCCUGGGCGACAGGGUGGGAGGGCAGGUGGGACUCGGCCCCCCUCCCACAACCCCGCUCCCUGGCGAACUCUAGGGCCGCGAGGCCGGGGCGGGGAGGGGCCGGGCCGGGGGCGGCCUGGCAGGAAGCUGCGCGCACUUUCCGCCGCCGGGGGAGCAGGUGGCUGCCGUGCGGGUCGGGGCCCCUGGCUUCCUGUGUGCGCGCUCGUCCGCUGCUGUUUCCCGCCGGAGCUCGUUGGGCCUCCCGGGCCCACCCUGCCCAUGGCCCAGACCCCCGACGGCAUCUCCUGUGAGCUGCGAGGCGAGAUCACCAGAUUCCUGUGGCCCAAAGAGGUGGAGCUGCUGCUGAAAACCUGGCUACCCGGGGAGGGUGCUGUGCAAAACCAUGUCCUGGCGCUGCUACGAUGGAGAGCCUACCUGCUACACACCACCUGCCUCCCGCUGAGGGUGGACUGCACAUUCAGCUACCUGGAGGUCCAGGCCAUGGCGCUGCAGGAGACACCCCCUCAGGUCACCUUUGAGCUGGAGUCCCUGCGGGAGUUGGUCCUGGAGUUUCCUGGUGUGGCUGCCCUGGAACAGCUGGCUCAGCAUGUGGCUGCAGCCAUCAAGAAGGUCUUCCCUCGCUCGACCCUUGGGAAGCUAUUCCGGAGGCCCACACCUGCCUCCAUGCUGGCUCGGCUGGAGAGAAGCAGCCCCUUGGAGUCCACUGGCCCCUGCAGCCCCUGUGGUGGCUUCUUGGAGACAUAUGAGGCUCUGUGUGACUACAAUGGCUUCCCUUUCCGAGAGGAGAUUCAGUGGGACGUGGACACCAUCUACUAUCGCCAGGGCUGCCGCCAUUUCAGCCUGGGAGACUUCAGCCACCUCGGCAGUCGGGACCUGGCCUUGAGUGUGGCUGCCCUAUCCUACAACCUGUGGUUCCGGUGCCUCUCCUGUGUUGACAUGAAACUGAGCCUUGAGGUCUCAGAACAGAUUCUACACAUGAUGAGUCAGUCAUCACACCUGGAGGAGCUGGUGCUGGAGACCUGCGGCCUGAGGGGAGACUUUGUCCGACGACUGGCCCAGGCUCUGGCGGGACACUCGAGCUCUGGGCUGCGGGAGCUCAGCCUGGCAGGGAACCUGCUGGAUGACCGAGGCAUGGCUGCACUCAGCAGACACCUCGAGCGUUGUCCAGGAGCCCUGAGGAGACUCAGCCUCGCCCAGACAGGGUUGACGCCGCGAGGAAUGAGGGCUCUGGGCCGGGCACUGGCCACCAAUGCUGCCUUCGACUCCGCCCUGACCCACCUGGACCUUUCCGGGAAUCCCGGGGCACUGGGGUCCUCCGAGGACAGUGGGGGCCUCUAUAGCUUCCUGAGCCGUCCUAACGUGCUGUCGUUCCUGAAUCUCGCAGGCACCGACACCGCCCUGGACACUGUGAGGGGGUGCUCCGUGGGGGGAUGGAUGACCGACAGGGCGGACUGGAGGGCAGGACAGGGAGGGCUCGGUCCCCCAGCGGGUGCAGCCAACAGCCUCCCCCCGCAGCUCUUCGCAGCGCUGUCCCGAGGCUGCUGCACCAGCCUUACCCACCUCGACGCUUCGAGGAACGUCUUCUCCCGCACGAAGUCCCGCGCUGCGCCGGCCGCGCUGCAGCUCUUCCUCAGCCGCGCGCGGACGCUGCGGCACCUGGGCCUGGCGGGCUGCAAGCUGCCGCCGGACGCGCUCAGGGCUCUUUUGGAUGGCCUCGCGCUCAACACGCACCUCCGCGACCUGCACCUGGACCUCAGCGCUUGCGAGCUGCGCUCGGCCGGCGCCCAGGUGAUACAAGACUUAGUGUGUGACGCAGGCGCUGUGAGCUCCCUGGAUCUGGCGGAUAACGGCUUCGGCUCGGACAUGGUGACUCUGGUGCUGGCCAUCGGGAGAAGCCGGUCCCUGAGACAUGUGGCGCUUGGAAGGAACUUCAACGUCCGGUGCAAGGAGACCCUGGACGACGUCCUGCACCGGAUUGUCCAGCUCAUGCAGGACGACGACUGUCCUCUUCAGUCUCUGUCAGUGGCUGAGUCUCGGCUGAAGCUGGGCGCCAGCGUCCUACUCCGGGCCCUAGCCACCAAUCCUAACCUGACCGCGCUGGAUAUCAGCGGCAACGCCAUGGGGGACGCGGGCGCCAAGUUGCUGGCCAAGGCGCUCCGGGUCAACUCCAGGCUCCGGUCUGUGGUCUGGGACCGGAACCACACAUCUGCUCUGGGUCUGCUGGACGUGGCACAGGCGCUGGAGCAGAACCACAGCCUGAAGGCCAUGCCUCUGCCACUGAACGACGUGGCCCAGGCGCAGCGCAGCCGCCCUGAACUGACAGCACGUGCAGUCCAUCAGAUCCAAGCCUGUCUCUUGAGGAACAACCGCGCAGACCCUGCCUCUUCUGACCACACGACCUGCCUUCAGCCACUCGGUCUGGUCUCAGACCCCUCAGAGCAGGAAGUGAAUGAAUUGUGUCAGUCGGUGCAGGAGCAUGUGGAGCUGCUGGGCUGUGGGUCUGGGCCCCAGGGUGAAGCCGCUGUGCGCCAGGCUGAGGAUGCCAUCCAAAAUGCCAACUUCUCUCUCAGUAUUCUCCCCAUUCUAUAUGAAGCUGGAAGCUCCCCAAGCCAUCACUGGCAGCUUGGGCAGAAGCUGGAGGGCCUUCUGGGACAGGUGGGCGAGGUCUGCCGCCAGGACAUCCAGGACUUCACUCAGGCCACACUGGACACAGCAAGGAGCCUCUGCCCACAGAUGCUGCAGGGAUCCAACUGGAGGGAGCAGCUAGAGGGGGUCCUGGCAGGCUCGAGGGGCCUCCCAGAGCUGCUCCCAGAGCAGCUGCUGCAAGAUGCCUUCACUAGGCUCAGGGAUAUGCGGCUAUCAAUCACAGGGACCUUGGCAGAGAGCAUUGUGGCUCAGGCUUUGGCAGGCCUGAGUGCAGCGCGGGAUCAGCUGGUGGAGAGUCUGGCUCAUCAGGCAACAGUGACAAUGCCCUCUGCCCUACCGGCACCAGAUGGAGGUGAGCCCGGCCUCCUUGAGCCUGGGGAAUUGGGAGGUAUUUUCUUCCCCGAGGAGGAGAAGGAAGAGGAGGAGAAGGAUGACAGUCCUCCACAGAAAUGGCCUGAGCUCAGCCACGGUCUUCACCUGGUUCCCUUCAUUCAAAGUGCUGCUGAGGAAGCGGAGCCGGAGCCCGAGCUGGCGGCUCCGGGAGAAGAUGCAGAGCCGCAGGCUGGGCCGUCUGCGCGCGGCUCUCCGAGCCCUGCCGCCCCCGGGCCCCCGGCCGCCCCACUGCCCCGCAUGGACCUGCCACCGGCGGGGCAGCCCCUGCGCCAUCCGACCCGGGCCCGGCCGCGGCCGCGCCGCCAGCACCACCACCGCCCGCCGCCGGGGGGCCCCCAGGUGCCCCCAGCCUUGCCGCAGGAAGGGAAUGGGCUCAGUGCCCGCGUGGACGAGGGCGUGGAGGAAUUCUUCUCUAAAAGGCUGAUCCAGCAGGAUCGCCUCUGGGCCCCCGAGGAGGACCCGGCCACUGAGGGGGGUGCCACUCCUGUCCCCCGUACACUGCGAAAGAAGCUGGGCACCCUCUUUGCCUUCAAGAAGCCUCGUUCAACGCGGGGUCCACGACCUGAUGUAGAGACCAGCCCUGGGGCAGCUCCCCGAACCCGAAAAACUACGUUUGGCGACCUACUGCGGCCGCCAACCCGUCCCAGCCGUGGUGAGGAGCCUGGUGGGGCUGAGGGGGACACCAGCAGCCCUGACCCUGCCCGCAGGAGCCGACCUCGCUACACAAGAGAUAGCAAGGCCUACUCGAUGAUACUGCUGUCUGCUGAGGAGGAGGCAACGCUGGGUGCCAGACCCGACAAGAGGCGGCCCCUGGAGCGGGGAGAAACAGAGCUGGCUCCAUCCUUUGAACAGCGGGUACAAGUAAUGCUGCAGAGAAUAGGCGUCAGCCGAGGCAGCGGGGGUGCCGAAGGCAAGAGGAAGCAAAGCAAAGAUGGCGAAAUCAAGAAAGCUGGCUCAGAUGGUGACAUUAUGGACAGUUCCACGGAGGCCCCUCCCAUCUCGAUCAAGUCCCGCACCCACUCUGUGUCUGCUGACCCCUCCUGCAGACCUUGCCCAGGAAGCCAGGGGCCUGAGUCUGCCACCUGGAAGACACUGGGGCAGCAGUUGAAUGCAGAGCUCAGGAGCCGUGGUUGGGGCCAACAGGAUGGUCCAGGCCCUCCCUCUCCUGGUCAAAGCCCAAGUCCCUGCAGAACCAGCCCCUCCCGAGACAGCCUGGGCCUCCCAGAGGACCCUUGCUUGGGCCCUAGGAAUGAAGAUGGCCAGCUGAGGCCGAGGCCUCUCUUGGCAGGGCGGCAAGCAGUGUCUGUGCAUGAGGACCAGCUCCAGGCCCCUGCUGAACGGCCCCUGCGGCUGCAGCGCUCCCCGGUCCUCAAACGCAGGCCAAAACUUGAGGCACCUCCAUCCCCAAGCCUAGGAUCUGGCCUUGGAACGGAGCAUCUGCCCCCACAGCCCACAGAGCCCUCCAGCCCUGAGCGGAGCCCACCCUCCCCAGCCACAGACCAAAGAGGCGGCGGCCCCAGUCCCUGAUCCUCUCCUCUCCUGCCGCAUGAGAUUAUUUUAUUAAAAAACUCAAAGGAA